This is a messenger RNA of Suillus subalutaceus, 357 nucleotides long. RefSeq lists its product as uncharacterized. Lineage: Eukaryota; Fungi; Basidiomycota; Agaricomycetes; Boletales; Suillaceae. The transcript is spliced from 3 exons. Bases 1 to 357 code for a protein of 118 amino acids. The record is from RefSeq and is a predicted model, not a curated record.
AUGUCUCGUCUCACUCUUUCCGUGCUUUUCGCCAUCACUGCCACUUUAAAACGUUUCUUCACUCAACCUGACACAGCUGACCCAACUCCACUUGUAGACAAGACCUAUGCCUGCCCGCCAGGAAUUCUGUACCAAGUCGACUACAACACCGCUGCUAUUCGUGACUCUCAGGUUGGCUACAACAUCUGUAAAUCCACCACCGAGAACCAGAACUCCAUGUGCCGAACUGUAUUAAUUCUUAAGAUUUUUGCUUGUGAGCAUAUUUCGCCCCCAACUACACUAUCGGCGAUACCGAGCAGGAGGAGGUUCCAUGUUGCACCCAAGCCUGACCACGGCACUCGUCUCAUUCGCGACUGA